AUGGCUUACACUAACAAAGUUCCCGUGGCGGCAAUGGUUGCAACAACGGUGUUGUUUCUAGCAGUUACGAUGGCUCCUCAAUGGACAGAGGCACAACCAGAGCCAAAUUUUGAUCCAGUGUGCCUUUCGGUUAUCCCUGACAUUGUAGAAAUUUGCUACACAAAGUUCAAUUUGGUGCCAUCUGAAGAAUGCUGCAAGACUCUCAAAUCCGCAAGCAACUCGCAAGUGACUUGUGUCUGCGACCAUUUCAUUGCACAUCCUUCUACCACCAACCUUACCCGAUCUCACUACGACGAAAUCAACACCGCUUGUGGUGCGAUCGACAAAUUCGCAUGUAAAGGAGGAGGCACCAACGGAGGAGGAAGCAACAACGGAGGAGGUACCAACGGCGGAAGCACCAAUGGAGGAAUCACAAAAGGAGGCACCAACGGAGGAGCAACGAACAAGAUUGCUGCAACAAUGAGUCUAUUUGGUUUGGUUGCAAGCCUGUUUUUUUAA
Molecule: messenger RNA, 498 nt
Organism: Arabis nemorensis
Lineage: Eukaryota; Viridiplantae; Streptophyta; Magnoliopsida; Brassicales; Brassicaceae
Source: the annotation of a GenBank genome assembly